Closterium sp. NIES-65 is the source of this 5694-nucleotide messenger RNA. The record is from the annotation of a GenBank genome assembly. NCBI's taxonomy places the organism in Eukaryota, Viridiplantae, Streptophyta, Zygnematophyceae, Desmidiales, Closteriaceae.
AUGGCCACCCCUAGUGUCCUAGCCUUUGACGCCGAGGGUCGAGCCAUUGAUUUUGAGGUCUGGCUAGACGACCUGCAGCUUUUCUUACAGUGCGACAGAGCUGACAGCCUUUCUCUCUUUGACCUCACCUCUGGCGCCUCUCCUGCUCCUGCUGCCGAUGCUGAUCCCACUGUCCGCUCUCAGUGGGCCACCCGCGAUGCUGCUGCACGUCUUGCUGUGCGUCGCCACCUCCCUACCUCUGAGCGUGCGCACUUUAGUCAGUACAAGAGUGCUCAGACCUUGUACGACGCUGUAGUUGCGCGCUACUCCUCCCCUGCCACUGCUGCACUGAGCCGUCUCAUGCUUCCCUACCUCUUUCCUGACCUCUCUGUCUUUCCCACUGUCACUGACCUCAUUACGCACCUCCGCACUAGUGACACUCGCUACCGCGCCGCCCUUCCUGCUGAGUUCUGCGCUAAGAACCCCCCCCCCAUGUACAUCACUCUCUACUACGUAGUCGCGCGCCUCCCUGACUCCCUCCGCGUAGUCAGGGACCACUUUCUCGCAGUCUGUCCCACCACUCUCACCGUCGACCUCCUCGAGAAGGCCCUCCUCGCAGCGGAGAAGAGCAUAGUCGCUGUAGGUGCCUCUCGUGGUGACCCUCGCACCCCCAUCUUUGAGGGGUGCUCUCCUUCCCCCUUGCUGCCCUCUGUUGCCUCUGCUGCUGCGGCCGACCUGCUUGGUCUUGAGUCGGUCGGCGCGGCGUCUGCCCCUAGUGGGAGACGUCGCUCUAGCAAGGGCAAGGGGGGCAAGGGCGCGGGCGGAGCUGGAGGGGGCGGUGGCGGUGGCGGCGGAGGCGGCGGAGGGAGUGGGGGUGGCGGCGGGAGUAGUGGUGGUGGUGGUGGUGGUGGUGGCAGCAGCGGCGGAGACGGUAGUGGUAGUGCCAGCGGUGGUGGUGGAGGCAGCAGCGGGAGCGGAGGCGGUGGAGGUGGAGGCAGUGGAGGCGGCGGCGGAGGAGGCGGUGGUGGUGGAGGAGGUGGAGCUGGUCGUGGUGGUACCCAGCAGCGGAGCGGCGGUGGUGGUGCCCAGCGCUCGCAGCGGCAGCAAGCAGCAGCGUUCGCAGGGACAUCCCUCCGCCUCAGCAGCUUCGUGAGUGGUACGCUGCGCGUCAGAGGGUGUGGGGGUGCCCACUCCACCCAGCGCUGCUUUGGCCGCCUCACGGACGCUUGGCGUCAGCAGUUCCCCGGGGCUAGUGAGAUCCCUCGCUGGGAUGAGCUCCUUAGGGCUGGUGUAGCGAUCUUUGAUCUUGAUUUUGAUGCUAUCCUUUCUGCUAUGUAUGCUGUGACUUAUAGUGAGGAGAAUGAGGGUUACCGGUGUUUCCAGCCCGACCCGGGCAUUGGUACUGCUGCGCUAGGUACUUGUGAGGCUGCUGCUCUAGGUGCCAGUGCGUCUGCGCUCUCAGGUACUAGUGAGACUGCGCUCUCAGGUGCUGGUGAGACUGCGCUCUCAGGUACUGCGUCGCCCUCGUCCUCCCUCACUUUCACACUUGACUCUGGGGCUUCUCGCUCCUUCUUUCGAGACCGCACUACCCUUACGCCUCUUGGCCGGCCGGUUGCGGUCUCCCUUGCUGACCCCUCUGGGGGUCCUGUCCUGUCUCACUUCUCCACUGUCCUCCCGUGUCCGGCUGCCCCUUCGGGCACCCUGUCCGGUCUGUACCUUCCCUCGUUCUCUACGAACUUGGUGAGUGGUGCGGACCUACAGGAUGCGGGGGUUCACCAGUUCACUCCUGCGAGGCGACGGGUGACCCACUGCACGGACGCAGACACAGGCCGACACCUGGCCACGUUCUCGCGUCGGCCGGGGUCGAGUCUCUACACCCUGACCACUUCGUCUCCUCCUGUCCCUGCGUCUGGUCGGGUAGCUGCGUCAGGUCAGGUGUUUGCUGCUGCUUCCCGGUCAGGUCCUGAGUCUGCCCCCUGUUCUUGUCGCCUCCUGUCUCACGAGACUCUCCUGUGGCACCACCGUCUUGGCCACCCCUCCUUGCCCCGUCUUCGGAGCAUGGCUUCCCGUGUCCUUGUCUCUGGUCUUCCCCAGUCUCUCCCUCCUCUCCCCUCCGGGCCAGGACCUUCCUGUGUCCCCUGUGUCGAGGGUCGCCUCCGGGCUACUCCUCACUCCUCCCACUUCCCCCCGACAGAGGCUCCCCUGCAGACGCUUCACAUGGAUGUGUGGGGCCCAGCCCCCGUCCGUGGGCAAGAUUACGAGCGCUACUUCCUGUUAGUGGUUGACGACUACUCGCGUUACACCACAGUCCUCCCCUUGCGCAGCAAGGGUGCGGUCACUGAGGUGCUGAUCGACUGGAUCCGCGAGGCUCGUCUCCAGCUCAGGAAGAGCUUCGGCUCGGACUUUCCUGUUCUGCGUCUGCACUCUGACAGAGGCGGAGAGUUCUCUUCUCGCCUUCUGCGAGACUACUGUCGUGCACGGGGGAUCCGCCAGACCUUCACGCUUCCGGACUCCCCACAGCAAAAUGGGAUUGCUGAGCGCCGCAUUGGCAUGGUCAUGGAUGUCGCUCGUACGUCCAUGAUGCAUGCGGCUGCCCCCCAUUUUCUGUGGCCGUUUGCUGUGAGGUACGCGGCGCAUCAGCUCAACCUUCACCCCCGGGUCUCUCGGCCUGCGAUGUCCCCAGUCUUGCUGUGGACAGGGAAGGUUGGCGAUGCGUCUGUGUUCCGUGUCUGGGGAUCUCGGGCGUUUGUCCGCGACUUGUCUGCAGACAAGCUGUCCCCCCGUGCUGCUCCCUGUGUCUUCCUUGGCUUCCCCAUUGACGCCCCAGGGUGGCAGUUUUACCACCCCUCCUCUCGUCGUGUUCUGUCCUCCCAGGACGUCACGUUCGACGAGUCAGUCCCCUUCUACCGUCUCUUCCCCUACCGCACUCCUUCCCUCCCCCCUCCCCCGGACUUCCUUGUGCCGGUUCCCCCCCCGGUCGACCCCCUCCCCCCUCAGGUUCCUGCCCCCUCAGGUGUGUCCCAGGUAGACGCCGUUGACCCGGUCGAGGUUACUGGUGACUCUGGUGCUGCUGCGGGUGCUGAGCCUGGGGGUACUGACUCUGGGGGUGCUGACCCUGAGGGUGCGGGGCCUGGGGGUGCUACUGCUGGGGGUGCUGGGCGUGGGGGUGCUACUGCGGUGGGUGCGGAGCCUGGGGGUACUGGGCCGGGGGGUGCUGUGCCUGGAGGUGCUGAGUCUGGGGGUGCUGAGCUGGGAGCUGCUGGGCCUGAGGGUACUGAGCUGGGAGCUGCUGAGCCUGGGGGUGCUGCGCCUAGAGUUGCUGAGCCUGGGGUUUCUCCUGCUGCUGCGUCUCGCCGGGAGCCCCUCUCUCCACCGGAGCUGCGCGAGUGGUUCGCUCGCCGCUGGAGGCGUGCUGCUGAGUCUGGAGGUGCUGCUGGAGCUGGAGCUGGAGCUUCUUCGACCGUCGAGGGUGCGAGUGCUGCUGGUCUCGGAGCUGCUGGACCUACUGGUCCUCCUGGAGCUGGAGCUGCUGAGGGCGUUGGUGCUGAGCCUGCUGCUGUUGGACCUGCCGCUGGAGGUGUGGGUGGCGCUGGUGCUGUCGCUGAGGGUGCUGGUACUGUCCCUGCUGAGUCUGGAGCUGCCGCGCGGCCUCGGCCGUACUUCGUUCCGCUCCUGCAGCAGGUUCUUGGUCUUUCUCCUCCUGUAGAGGGUCCACCGCCUGUCCAGUCGCAGUCCCUACUGGAGCCUUCCUCUCCGCUGCCUGCUCCCUCUCCUUACACUGGUCCUACUGGAGGUCUUGCUGAGCGUCGUGAGCCUGCGUCUCGUCCCGCGUCGCCUGUUCGUGCUGCUCGCGCUAGUGGUCGCAGUUCGCGUCAGCGUCCUCCUCCUGUCCCUGGCACGCACCGGAUGUCUCUGCGUCCGUCCACGGCUCCUCUGCGUGCCCCUUUGCCUUCUCCUCCUGAGUCCUCUCUUCCUGCGCUUGCCGACCCUGAGUCGGACUCUCUUCGCGCUGCCAGUCCUACUGUCACGCGUCUGCUUGCUACUGUCGUCACUGACCCCUCGUUUGAGUCCACUGCUGCGUCUGCUCUGGUCGCUGAGCUCGUUGACUUUGCUGCUCGCUGUCGUCUCGACUACGCUGCUAGUCUUGUUGCUGAGUCUGUGUCUGGCUGUCCUCCGUCCGUCGGGGGUGAGUGUGCUCUUGGCACGGACGUCCUAGAGGACAGGCAGGAGGAGUUACAGUGUCUAGCGGCUGCUUCACCUCAUCUCGCGUCUGUACUGCUUGCCCCUGAGGGAGACCCGGAUGCACUAGACAUCCCGACUCCGCGUUCUUACGCGGAGGCCGUAGAGGGUCCCUACUCCUCUCAGUGGCAGGCAGCUAUGGAUGCAGAGAUGGCUUCCUGGAAGUCCACAGGCACCUACGUUGACGCAGUUCCCCCUCCUGGGGCGAACAUCGUCAGUGGCAUGUGGAUCUUCAGGGUGAAGCGACCGCCGGGCUCUCCACCUGUCUUCAAGGCACGGUACGUUGCUCGUGGCUUCAGUCAGCGGCAGGGAGUUGACUACUUUCAGACCUUCUCUCCCACCCCGAAGAUGACCACUCUUCGGGUGCUGCUGCACAUAGCCGCUCAGCGCGACUACGAGCUUCACUCUCUCGACUUCAGCACUGCGUUCCUGCAGGGUAGCCUGCACGAGGAGAUCUGGCUGCGCCGUCCGCCUGGCUUCACUGGGACUUUCCCUCCUGGCACCCAGUGGAGCCUCCGACGGCCAGUCUACGGUCUCCGCCAGGCACCGCGUGAGUGGCACGACACACUGAGGACUACGCUUGCGGCUCUUGGGUUUGCUCCUUCUACUGCUGACCCGUCGCUGUUUCUUCGCACCGACGCUUCCCUGCCGCCGUUCUACAUCCUCGUGUACGUCGACGACUUGGUCUUUGCCACAGCGGACACUGCUGGACUCGCCUACGUGAAGUCCGAGCUGCUGAAGAGACACACGUGCACAGACCUGGGUGAACUGCGCAGCUACCUUGGCUUGCAGAUCACUCGGGAUAGAGCACGCCGCACCAUCACCUUGACUCAGUCACACAUGGUGCAGCAGGUCCUUCAGCGCUUCGGCUUCACGUACUCCUCGCCUCAGGCCACUCCUCUGCCUACUCGCCACUCACUCUCAGCUCUGCCUUUGGAUGAGUCCGUAGAGUCGAGUGGUCCGUAUGCAGAGCUUGUUGGCUGCCUCAUGUACCUGAUGACCUGCACACGACCCGACCUCGCAUACCCUCUGAGCAUCCUUGCACGCUAUGUUGCUCCUGGGAGACACCGACCAGAGCACAUGGCUGCAGCGAAGAGGGUAUUGCGCUACCUGUGCAGUACUUGUGAGGCUGAGAUCUACGCCGGGGCCAUGGCUGCACAGGAGCUUCGCUGGCUCACCUACCUGCUGACUGACCUUGGAGAGCCGCCUCGUUCUCCUCCAGUGCUGUACGUAGACAACAAGGCCAUGCUGGCCUUGUGUCGAGAGCAGCGCUUGGAGCACAGAACGAAGCACAUUGCUCUCCGCUACUUCCUUGCUCGUGAGCUGCAGCAGCGUGGUCAGUUGCGACUUGCGUACGUGGCCUCUGAGGCCAACACUGCUGAUGUGUUCACCAAGGCACUCGCGCCUUGUGACCAUCAGCGCUUUUGCACCCAGCUGGGUCUUGUGCCUGUCUUGCCUCACUUGCUCUCCUCUUGA